AUGAGCAUGAGAGAUGUUGCUGCAAAGUUUCAUGUCAACUCCUUUAGCUCGAUUUCCGAAUGGGUGAAUAAGCUUGAUGAGUUGAAGAAAUCAGUAAAAUCUGAUAAAAAAUUAAAAUUAGAAAGCCUCACUCAAUUUCCAGAGCUAGAGAAAGAACUAGUUCAUUGGUUUACUGCAAUCCGUGAGCAAGGUAUUCAGGUUCUCAGAUCAACGAUUGAGGAGAAAGCAAAAAGUUUGGCGGCAGAAAUGGGGAUUGGCGCGAUUCGGGCUGUGGAGAUAAAUGGUGGCAAGGAUUUAGGACCAGAAAUAAUUUAUCUUUCAGAAAAAUCAAUGCCUCAAGCAUUAAGCCAAUCGAAAAAGAGGCAGAACUUGUCAGGCAAUACCUAG
Messenger RNA from Blepharisma stoltei, 387 nucleotides. The record is from the annotation of a GenBank genome assembly. NCBI's taxonomy places the organism in Eukaryota, Ciliophora, Heterotrichea, Heterotrichida, Blepharismidae.